GUGUUUAGCAAUUGAUAGUUGGCGACAUUGAAGCAGUUUCAUUAAUGAAGAGUUGUGAUUGUUAAUUUAAUAAAACGAAAAGGAAAAGGUAUUAAAAAAAUUCUUCAAGAUGGGGAAACGCCAACAUCAGAAGGAUAAAAUGUACUUGACAUACACGGAAUGGUCAACAUUGUAUGGUGGAAGAAAAUCUGGAACUUUAGAAACAAGUGAAGAGAAAACAUUCAGACGUUUACCUUACGACCAUUGUUGUUUGACUCUACAACCUUUUGAACAUCCUUACUGUGAUGCAAAUGGAAAUGUAUUUGAACUCGAAGCUAUUCUAGAGUAUUUAAAACGUUAUAAGCACAAUCCUGUAACAGGUAAACCAUUGGAUGCAAAGAGUCUUAUCAAACUAAAUUUCCACAAGAAUGCACAAGAUGAAUAUCAAUGCCCUGUUCUCUACAAAUUGUUCACAAAGCAUUCGCAUAUUGUCACCAUUAAGACCACAGGAAAUGUAUUCUCUCAUGAAGCUGUUGAACAAUUGAAUAUAAAAGCUGGAAAUUGGAAGGACUUGAUAAGUGAUCAGCCUUUUACGCGAAAAGAUAUUAUCAUGAUUCAAGAUCCAAAUGAUGCAAUGAAAUUUAAUCUGUCUACAUUCCAUCAUAUCAAGAAUAACAUAAGAAUGGAGGAUGAAGAAACAAUAAGAGAGCGAAAUAAUCCAAACGCGAAAUUGAAGACCGUUUCGACAGAGACCAAAGAAAUUCUAGCAGAGCUCGAAAGAGAAUACAAGCCAACAAAAACUAACACAGAGGACACCUCUGAGCAAAAGGCUGAUAAAUUUAAUGCGGCACAUUAUUCCACUGGCGCGGUCGCUGCUGGAUUUACCUCGACAGUGAUGCCAGCAGAGACCAUCCAUCAAGCGGCUGUAAUUGAGGAGGAUCUAGUACGAUACGAGAGAGUUAAGAAAAAAGGGUAUGUAAGACUAUUCACGAAUUUCGGAACCUUGAACUUGGAAUUGUUCUGCGAUCAGGUUCCGAAGACCUGUGAGAACUUCAUUAAACAUUGCCAAAACGGUUACUACAACAGUACGAAGUUCCAUAGGUCGAUACGAAAUUUCAUGAUUCAAGGUGGCGAUCCGACGAACACUGGUGACGGCGGCGAGUCGAUUUGGGGUAAACCGUUUGAGGAUGAAUUUAAACCACUUCUGUGUCAUCUGGGCAGAGGCAUCCUGUCCAUGGCAAACUCAGGUCCGAACACCAACAGAUCCCAAUUUUUCAUCACGUUCCGCUCGUGCAGAUACCUGGAUCGCAAACACACGGUCUUUGGGAAAAUAGUCGGCGGUUUCGAUACGUUGAAUGCGAUCGAAAAGGUAGAAGUGGACAACAAAGAUCGGCCGAUAGAAGAUAUAGUUCUGCAGGGGGUUCAGGUCUUCGUAGAUCCCUUCCAAGAAGCCGACGAACAGCUUGCGUCGGAACGUGCCGCCGAGACAGAACGGCUAGCUCAAGAGGCGAAUCAGAAAAAUUCAGCGGACAAAACCGACAAGAAUGAAAUCCAGAAAGUUUAUCGAUCCGGCAUAGGAAAAUACGUGAAGCUGGAGCCGGAAAAAUCGGACAAAUGGGACUCGAACGCGGAACCUGUUACGAAGAAGAAGAAAAAUCUAUCACAAACUUACGGAGAUUUCUCCUCCUUCACAUUUUAAUAUAUAUAUAUAUAAAUAUUGAACAUACGUUUCUUAAUUAGUUUAAGAUCAGUGGUCAAGUAAAAUAUAUCUGUAUUUAUAUCAUUACUAAGUUUCCCUGACUUUGUGUAUAUAUAAUCUCUGUGAAAAAUCUAAGAAUAUAUAAGCAACGUUAACGCAAAAUUCUAUUA
Messenger RNA from Dinoponera quadriceps, 1848 nucleotides. RefSeq names its product peptidyl-prolyl cis-trans isomerase-like 2. Gene Ontology annotation, molecular function: ubiquitin-ubiquitin ligase activity; peptidyl-prolyl cis-trans isomerase activity. Gene Ontology annotation, cellular component: catalytic step 2 spliceosome. Gene Ontology annotation, biological process: protein polyubiquitination; protein peptidyl-prolyl isomerization; protein folding. Lineage: Eukaryota; Metazoa; Arthropoda; Insecta; Hymenoptera; Formicidae. The record is from RefSeq and is a predicted model, not a curated record. The coding region runs from base 110 to 1678 and encodes 522 amino acids. The transcript is spliced from 10 exons.